CAGGUCGUGUGACGUCAGCCGACUAUUAUGGGCUGCCGUUGGCCCAUUUGGCGACGGGAGUCCCUGGCAGGCGGACGCAGUGUUGUUUUGGCCGUUGGAAACAAGAGUCGUUUGACUGUACUGUACACAACACCGGAACGCUGGCGGACCCGGCAGAGAAGAUGAUGGAACUCUCCGCAUUCGGCGAGCGGGUUUUCGCCGCCGAGUGCCUGCAGAAGAAGCGUUGGCGAAGGGGCAAGGCGGAGUACCUCGUUAAAUGGAAGGGAUGGUCGCAAAAAUAUAGUACGUGGGAACCGGUGGACAAUAUCCUUGACCCACGGCUUCUGCUAGCAUUCGAGAAUAGAAACGUGUCAUUUUUUGAAGACGACGACGACUACGUGCCGUACCACUCCCCUGAGAGCGGGAGAGGGGUCCACAGAGGGCAGUGGAGAAGUGCUGAAGAGAAAGCUGCCCGGCCAAGCGGGGAGUGCAGGUAUAUCUGGGGAAGGUUCCCGGCCUGGUAGCGGGCAGGGGGCCCGGGGAAGCCCACGGCGCAACCCUUGGCGGUGCGGGCCCCUCUCACAGGAUGUGGGUUCGCGGUGCGGGGCACGCCAGCCAGACUAUUUCACCUUCAGGUGUAGGCAGCGGUUCGGGGAAGCGGAGUGAGGUUUGGGGUUUUGUCCGAGGGAACCCCUCGUGCUCGCCGGGGGAACAGAUGGCCGGGGAAAGGGGAAAAGCAGUCGCGUCACCCACGACUCCGCCCCCUCAUAACCAGACCACCAUGCUGAAAAACAUCGCCAACCAUUCACAAAAGCCUGUAAGUAGCUCUGCGGUUUCCCAGAACAAAGCUGGACAAUCCCCGCCGUUCGGCCGCAAGGAAUCGGCCU
Molecule: messenger RNA, 866 nt
Organism: Branchiostoma floridae (Florida lancelet)
Lineage: Eukaryota; Metazoa; Chordata; Leptocardii; Amphioxiformes; Branchiostomatidae
Product: chromobox protein homolog 7-like
Source: RefSeq, a predicted model, not a curated record